Daldinia childiae is the source of this 777-nucleotide messenger RNA. Its product is annotated as Deoxyribose-phosphate aldolase. NCBI's taxonomy places the organism in Eukaryota, Fungi, Ascomycota, Sordariomycetes, Xylariales, Hypoxylaceae. The transcript has a single exon. The coding region runs from base 1 to 777 and encodes 258 amino acids. Gene Ontology annotation, biological process: carbohydrate catabolic process; deoxyribonucleotide catabolic process. The record is from RefSeq and is a predicted model, not a curated record. Gene Ontology annotation, molecular function: deoxyribose-phosphate aldolase activity. Gene Ontology annotation, cellular component: cytoplasm.
AUGGCACCGCGUACAGCCGUGGCCGUGAGUCUCGCGCAGAUCGCCAAGGUCAUCGACCAUUCCUUACUACAUCCAGCCAUGACCGACAAAGAGAUCCUCGCCGGCCUCGAGAUAGCCAAAAGGAAUAAGGUCGCAGCGGCAUGCGUCAAGCCUUACAGUAUUCCCGCGGCGAAGGAUGUCCUUGACGGAUCGGGAGUUCUUAUAUGCGCUGUCGUUGGAUUUCCUCAUGGGAACAGCACCACGGCUAUAAAGGUCCUCGAAGCUGAAGAUGCCGUUAAGACGGGAGCCCACGAGAUUGACAUGGUGGCCAAUAUAGGCAAGGUUCUCAGUGGCGACUGGGAAUAUGUGACUAAUGAGAUUCGGGCUGUUAACGAUACUGUUGUGAAGCACGGCGCCAUUCUCAAGCUCAUAUUCGAGAACGACUUCCUCCAGGACGACCACGUUGCGCAUCUGUGCAAGAUCUGCACGGCUCUCCCCGUGGCCUUCAUAAAGACGUCGACCGGCUUCGGGUUUGUGAAACAGCCCAACGGCUCAUAUACAUCCAAAGGUGCUACCGUACCGCGCUUACGGCUGAUGAAGGCCAACAUCGGACCCAACGUACAGAUCAAGGCCGCCGGCGGGAUACGAACGCUGGACGAGGUAAUGGGAGCUAUAUCGUUGGGCAUUACUCGGAUUGGUACGUCAGCCACUGCUUCUAUUAUUGAAGAAGCUAUCCGGAGGGGAAUCAACACUCCUCCGGGUUUCGCAUUAGUGUCUCCGGUAGAUUCUCGUGGCUGA